GCUACAUCUGUCCCCGCGUCCUACACCUGCACGCUCGCAGAGUCGAAUACUUACUGUCUGGGAACUUACCACUGUCGGCGACUCAGUGCAGGCGCUUGGAUGCCUCAGCUGCUUCAUUGCCAAUAUGGAAUCACUUAUCGCAGCCUUGAUACGUGAAGGGACUUCGGCGUGCUCCGCAUGCUGCAUCUGUUACUCCAGUCCCCAGGGCCAGUACUCAGAUUAGAUAGGACCUGUCCAAGUCCGCAGAACCCAGGCUGAGUGCGGAAGUCUUAUAUUGCGCUUCGAAUGUGCCGGCACUCCGUGUCGCUCAGCCACGCCACUUCUGACGAUCUGCCAUGACCGAAAACCAAGAACCCGUGGACUAUCUCUCGCGCAACGCUCGGACUGAUGAUGUUGCACGGUCCAUCUCGGGUUCCAUUGACGAGAAGAAGAUGGUCGAGGUCGACGAGAAGGUUGCUGUCGACGAAAUCUCCGUGGAUGGACUUGACUACAAGGAUGAGGCGCUGCGGCUUGUUGGUAUGGAACGAAAGGAGCAGUACACCGACGAACAGUACCUGAGAGUCCGUCGGAAACUGGACUGGGUCAUUCCACCGUUAUGCGGCGCGGUGUACUUCACGCAAUAUUUGGACAAGACCGCGUUAAGCUAUGCGAGUAUCAUGGGAUUCCCUGUAACAGGUCAAGGCUACAACGUCGUGGCCUUUUCCUUCUACAUCGGCUUCUUCGUGUGGGUCUUCCCAACGAUGUACAUAUCUCAGCGCACGCGUCUAGGAAAGUACCUAGGAGGCAACAUUCUCUUGUGGGGCGCGAUCAUGAUGCUGCAUGCUAUCCCGAAAUCCUUCGCGCCCUUCUUUGUGUUGCGACUCUUGCUAGGGGCGCUCGAGAGUUGUGUUGCUCCUAUCCUUAUCCUUAUUGUUUCUAUGUUUUACAAGAAGGAUGAACAGGCAUCCAGGAUAGCACUGUUCUACAUGAUGAACGGCUUCUCCUCCGUAUUUGGUGGAUUCGUUGCCUAUGGCGUAUCGUUCACAGACAACCCGUCACUUCCUUCAUACAAGGUUGUUUACAUCUUACUCGGUGGCAUGGCUAUUGUCGUUGGCCUCUCAGUCUUGGUUUGGAUGCCGGACUCCCCUUCGCAUGCAAAGUUCUUGACUGAAGAAGAGAGGAUCAUUGCCAUCGAACGUAUCCGUGACGACCAAGGAGGAACAGAGAACAAGAAGCUCAAGAAGGACCAGCUGUUUGAAGCGCUCACUGAUCUCCGGACGUGGCUCAUCGUGCUUUCUACGCUGUUGACGAACAUUCCCAACGGUGGCCUCGCGAACUUCAGCAACAUCAUUGUGAAGGGAUACGGAUAUACAACGAAGCAAACCUUGAUCCUAACGGCUCCCAGCGGUUUGAUUGGGUUCUUCACGACAAUUCUCGUUGGCUGGUGGUCCGACAGAACGAAUGAACGGAUGCUACCUAUCGUCUUCGUUCUCAUUCCGACCAUUGUUGGUGCGGCCCUAUUGGUCGCCAUGAAUGGUACUCGUGACAAGGGGGUCAUUCUAUUUGCGGUAUAUAUCAUCGGCACCUACGGAUCCUCGCUCUCCCAAAUCUAUGCUUACAACGCCAGCAACACCAGUGGCCAUACGAAGAAAGUCACGUUAAACGCCAUGACACUGGCUACAUUCUGCGUUGCCAACAUCAUCGGCACGGAGACUUUCCAGCCGAAGGAUGCACCGGGCUACCUCCCCGGCAAGAUAUCGAUUCUAGUCCUUCUCAGUGCUGAAAUCUUCCUCUGCUUCUUCAUGCGGUGGUACAAUCUGCAUCUGAACAAGAAGAAACGAAAGGUCAUCGAACAGCUCAAAGAAGCAAACGGGUGGUCAGAUGCAGACGUGGACAGGGAAAGGGAACGGCAUGCCUUCAUGGACAUGACCGACAUGCAGAACCCGUACUUCGUAUACACGAAGUGAUAGGCCGUCGCAACGACUCUGGUCCUGGUAAUGAGUAGAACGGAUGUACGGCGUACUUACUAUGUACCAGCCACAAUCAAAAUUAGAGUCGUAGACCUC
Fomitopsis serialis is the source of this 2045-nucleotide messenger RNA. Its product is annotated as MFS general substrate transporter. The coding region runs from base 336 to 1946 and encodes 536 amino acids. Gene Ontology annotation, molecular function: transmembrane transporter activity. Gene Ontology annotation, biological process: transmembrane transport. Lineage: Eukaryota; Fungi; Basidiomycota; Agaricomycetes; Polyporales; Fomitopsidaceae. The transcript has 18 exons. Gene Ontology annotation, cellular component: membrane. The record is from RefSeq and is a predicted model, not a curated record.